Molecule: messenger RNA, 348 nt
Organism: Lycium ferocissimum
Lineage: Eukaryota; Viridiplantae; Streptophyta; Magnoliopsida; Solanales; Solanaceae
Exons: 1
Coding region: 1-348 (115 amino acids)
Molecular function (GO): nucleic acid binding
Source: RefSeq, a predicted model, not a curated record
AUGGCUACCAAGAACGCCAAGAUAUUGCCAUAUGUGAACCUCACUCAGAAGUUGUGCAAGAAGUUUAAGAAAAUUGAUUUCAAGCAUACUCCGACGACUGAAAAUGAGUUCGCUGAUGCUCUUGCUACUAUAGCAUCGAUAAUAAAACAUCCUGAAAGCAGUCACAUUGACCCGCUGGAGGUAAGUUUAAAAGAAGAACACGCUUAUUGUUCCCAUGUGGAAGCAGAGCCCGAUGGCAAGCCAUGGUAUAUUGACAUAAAGGUAUAUCUGAAAAAGGAGUAUAUCCCGAGAACACCUCGAGCAACCAAAAGAAAACUAUCCGGAGAAUGGCCAAUGGAUUCUUCCUGA